AAUUUGCACCUUCACAAUUUCACUAUUCUACACGAUUUUUUUGUCACAGAAUUCUCUCAAAUAAAUAUUUUUAAGUUUUUCUCACAAAAAUAGACUUUAACAACUAAAAUAAUCAAAAUAGUAUUUUUUAUUUUGAAAAUUUUAAAUUUUUUUAAAUUUUUAAAAUUUGAAAUCCUAUCCACAAAACCCCACUCCUCAACUAUAAACUCUAAACUCUAAACUCUAAAUUUUAAACCCUAAACCUCACCCAUUAACUCUAAACCUUAAUAUUUACAUUAAUUAACUCUAGGAAUUAACUAUAUAUUUACUUCUUUUGAUAAAACAUUUAAAUCUAUUUUGGUUCUUUUUAUUUUUAAGGUUUAUAUCUGUGACAAAAUUUUUUAUUUUUUAGGUGUAUCAUAGGAAAUUUCUCUAGAUUAGAUUUUCAUUAAGUUUUUAUCGAUUCUCAAUUAUAUAUUUAUACCGAACCAAAUAAAUCAAAGCUAACCGAACCAAAACACAAUUAACCAAUGCCCAAAAAGAACAAUUGUUGAAAAGAAAAAUACACACGUGUCGAUAAACCCUAUUCAAUUCUUUCCCCUCCUCCCUACGGACACUCUCUUCGGAAAUCUUCAUCUCUCUCCCACUUCUCAUCUAAACCCUAAAACUUCGGAUUUGCUCACUCAGAACCGAAGUUCCGCUGCAAAGAAAGAUGGCGACCAAAGAAGGAGAAGGCGAGGUAAAAAAGAUCGUUACCGAAGAAGAAAAGACAUUCGCUAAGAACUUCAACAUAAUGGAUCUCGCCGACAUCCCUACCGGACUUCCUCCGCAUCUGCAACUCCAGCGAACUCGUGUCCUCUGUAAAAACGACGCUCCUAUUCAUACGGCGAGUGUCGUUUACUCGGGUGCCUAUAACGGUGUGGGAGUAGACAACAGUGUGAAACUUGAAAACUUCUCUGAGAAUUUCAAAGUUGAUGUCAUCGAAAUUUCAAAUGACGGCAUGGAAUUGACAUUUGAUAUGAUUGGUAUCGACGCAGCUUCCUACAAUGUCUUUUUUUUUGUUUUUACAAUGCAGCUUCCUACAAUGGCUUUUGAAAAAGUAUUUAUAGCAAACAACACAUCUAUUGUUCAGGAUGAAGUUCUUGCUCAGAGGAUGGGUCUUGUACCUAUUGCUGCAGAUCCUAAGCUCUUCGAGUAUUUAUCUGAAAACGACCAGCCAAAUGAAAAGAACACCAUUGUUUUCAAACUCCAUGCCAAAUGUGCAAAAGGUGAAGGACGUAAGAAAGUUUUAACAAAGGAAUUGAUCUGGUUACCAAAGGGGAGUGAGUUGGUUAAAGAAUCAGGAGAUCCGAACUCAAAGCCUAAAACUUACACUUCCGUCAGCCGUAGCCAAGAAGAGUCCUUCCCUGAAUUCACUGAUAAUCCAAUCACUCCGAGCUAUCCUGACAUAUUGAUCGCAAAACUCGGCCCUGGUCAUGAGAUUGAGCUGGAAGCUCAUGCUGUUAAGGGCAUUGGUAAAACACAUGCAAAGUGGUUGCCAGUAGCGACGGCUUGGUAUAGAAUGCUUCCUGAGGUUAUUCUACUAAGGGAAGUUGAGGAUGAGGAUACUGAACGACUCGUAGAAGCCUGCCCGGAGAAAGUUUUUGACAUUGAAGACAUGGGCAAUGGUAGGAAGAGGGCAACGGUAGCAUGGCCGCGUAACUGCACGUUGUGUAGGCAAUGCGUGAGAGAAAAUUAUGGAGAGGAAGUAAAGAUAGAAGGAAUACAACGGGAAAAAUGGAUAGAGAAUGUGGCUCUGCGACGUGUCAAGAACCAUUUCAUCUUUUUGUUAUUUGCGUUUCUUUCUGUUAAAAUUGAGUCUACUGGAUCACUGCCUCCUGAUGUUCUCUUCACUGAAGCUGUCAAGAUAUUGGAAGAUAAAUGUGAACGUGUUAUCGCUAAUCUCUCCUGAAAAGGGAUUUUGUUUGGUUUGGUCCAUUAGAGGCAUGGUUCUGGUUUAGUUUAGCUUUUGUAUCGAAAGUUUCUGAUAAUUAUUAAUACCAAGAACAUUGAAAUGUUCUGUUAUUGAAGAACAUUGAAAUGUUCUGUUAUUGCAUCGUUUCGUUCGAGUUCAAAUUGAAAUU
Messenger RNA from Brassica napus (rape), 2102 nucleotides. RefSeq names its product DNA-directed RNA polymerases I and III subunit rpac1-like. Gene Ontology annotation, molecular function: protein dimerization activity. Gene Ontology annotation, biological process: DNA-templated transcription. The coding region runs from base 692 to 1930 and encodes 412 amino acids. NCBI's taxonomy places the organism in Eukaryota, Viridiplantae, Streptophyta, Magnoliopsida, Brassicales, Brassicaceae. The transcript has 9 exons. Gene Ontology annotation, cellular component: RNA polymerase I complex; RNA polymerase III complex. The record is from RefSeq and is a predicted model, not a curated record.